This is a messenger RNA of Cloeon dipterum, 1424 nucleotides long. RefSeq names its product CWC25 spliceosome associated protein homolog (gene Cwc25). NCBI's taxonomy places the organism in Eukaryota, Metazoa, Arthropoda, Insecta, Ephemeroptera, Baetidae. Gene Ontology annotation, biological process: mRNA splicing, via spliceosome. Bases 190 to 1371 code for a protein of 393 amino acids. The transcript has 7 exons. The record is from RefSeq and is a predicted model, not a curated record. Gene Ontology annotation, cellular component: U2-type spliceosomal complex.
GUUUAUGUUGUGCUGCUGUUACAGUGCUUUAUAGUGCUUAGACUUCCUAGCGUGAAGUUAAAGUCUGGUCCGUCCUUCAGGACCUUCAGUAGUUUCAAUUUUUUUAUCUUAGCUUAUUUUAUCUAUCUUAAAAAUACUUUUGAUUUCUGGGAAUUUCCGAUUUAAAAAAUCUUCAUCAUAAAAACCGCGAUGGGAGGGGGAGAUUUGAAUUUGAAGAAAUCAUGGCAUCCAAACACAAUGAAAAAUAUGGAGAAGGUAUGGAAAGCAGAGCAGAGACAGGAAGCAGAGAAGAAGAAAAUUAAAGAAUUGCAAAGAGAGCUUCGAGAAGAACGAGCCCGAGAGGAAAUCACCAAAUACGCGGAGGACCAAGGAGUCAUAGAGAAAAAAGAUGGUUCUAAACUUGACUGGAUGUACCAAGGACCUGGCAAGCAGAUUGACCGUGAGCAGUACCUUUUGGGCAAAGCCAUUGACAAGCCUUUGGAGGAACAGCUCUUGACUGAUAAACCCUCAAGCACAAGUAUUGUGGAUAGUACAUCUCGAAUGCAUCCUGAAUAUGACGGAAUCCCCACAAAUAUUUUAAAAACUCUUGGUGGUGGGACCGGCCAAGUAGAUAUGGCCAGAAAAAUGAUGGAAGACCCGCUCAGUUCUAUCAGAAAAAGGGAAGUUGAGACCAGAACUGAGUUGUUGUCCAAUCCUGUGAGGAUGAAGCAACUCAAGAUGAUGCUUCAGGAGUCCGAAAAGCAUGGAAAAAAGCGUAAAAAACAUAAGAAAGAGAAGAAGAACAAGAAGAGCAAAUACAGUGACGAUGAGGACCUUGACAAACUACUUGCUGCCAAAUUGAGCAAAUUGAAAGAUGUUGUUGAGAAAAAACAAUUGCAAAAAAUCCUUGGCGACAAAGAUGAGUCUAAAAAGAGGUCAAGAAGUCGAUCUGCCUCUCUUUCAUCUGAAGAAGAUAUGCCAAAGAAGAAAGCCUAUGGAUUAGUGCUUCCUGCUGGCUACUCCAAAAAGGAUUCCAACUGGAGAGACAGAUCACGCUCUCCUCCAAAGAAAAAGAAGGCACCCUCUCCCCCUUCCAGAUACAGAAGAGAACCCCCCAAAAAGUUGUCUGAGGAAGAGAAGGCUGCAAAAUUGAGGGAAAUGCAAGCAAAUGCAGGCUGGCGUGAUCACGAAAGAAGCAAAAAUGUCAAGCGUUACCGAGAGGAGGACCAAUUUGAAGUUGAACAUCACAAGGAGAAGUUUGACAAUAGUUUCAUAAACAAACAACUAGCCAAGGCUGCUGAAAGAAGCACCGUCGAGGAGAGAAUACGAUCCAAAAAACAUUACAUACAGAGAGGCACAGGGACUAUGGAGAAAAAUUUUGCUAGGAGAUAACAUUGAAAUAUAGGACAGCUGCACAGGUGUAGCACAUAUAUUUAACAACAGAA